AUGAGUCCCCGGACCUCUCCACGGACACGGAGACUGGGGAAGCAAAGGACUAGGUGUCCCCAUAGAACCCAAGCCGAGGCCGAGUUGGGCCGCCGUCAUCCGGUCCAGAUCCAAACCCAGGAUGCAGGAUCCCGAUCCUGGGAGCAGCCAGGCGCUUCCUUCGCGGACCUUUCAAACCAGGCGCAUGCACGCUCUUGGUUGUGCUACGGAGCUCACCUAGGUACUAGGUACCAGUACAAUGCCAUCCUUUGUCAACUCCACCGUCAACCAUUAACCGCCAUCGUCCCCCUUCCGAGUCCCGACAAGCCAAAGACUUUCAGAGAGCCGGCCCGGUCCUACCGAGUCUCGACUUUGAGUCGCAACCCCUUCAGCCUCGUUCAGCUUGCAUCUUUUGCCUUACUUGCGCUUGUCCUCAUAGCCCAGUUCUACUUCGCAGAUAACCCACCAAACUACCUGCGAGUGAAUCCUUUCUCUUCAACCUCCGAAUCUCUUCCGGCGCAAGUCGGAAGCGGCACCUGCGAAAAUCCUACACCCUUUGGUCCUGUCCCCUCCCAAUCAUCGCCCAUAUCGAAACCACACACCAUGGCUCUCCAGGCAGCAACACAGAAGGUGGUGAAGGAGUUUACCCUUCUGGAUGAAGAUCUGCAGAAGAUUGAGGGACUGGAGAAGAAUGACACGACCAUGGCACAGAUCCCAACCUACGUCACAGCUGGUCUGUACAUGGCUGUCGAUCUGGGAGGAACCAACUUCAGAGUCUGCUCGAUCCAGCUGAAUGGCGAUACCACCUUCAACCUGAUACAAUCAAAGGUUGCGGUUCCACAAGAACUGAUGAGGGCCAAGACGGCCAAGGAACUCUUCGCUUUCUUAGCAAAGCAGAUUGAGCUGUUCUUGAAGACCCACCACCAAGACCAAUUCUCUGCUCACAUCAGACGGCGUGCGACAAUCAGCACACCAGAAGGGUUCCGUGAUGAACAUGUGUUCCGUCUGGGCUUCACAUUCAGCUUUCCGGUCCACCAAGUUGGCAUUAACAGAGGAAGACUGAUGAGGUGGACAAAGGGUUUUGAUAUCCCCGACGCAAUUGGACAAGAUGUCUGCAUCUUGCUGCAAAGGGAGAUUGAUGCGCUCAAGUUGCCCGUCAAGGUAGCGGCCCUCGUGAACGACACGGUUGGAACUCUCAUGGCUCGUGGCUACACUUCGCCUGGGAAGACUGGAUCUCUGCUUGGAGCCAUCUUCGGCACGGGAACCAAUGGUGCUUAUGUUGAGAAGCUAGCAGCUAUCACUAAGCCACUGGAAGGGGAGUUUGACAAGCGCACGGGAGAGAUGGUGGUGAACACAGAAUGGGGCUCUUUCGACAAUGGUCUCAAGACGCUUCCAAGUACUCCCGCCGAUAUCCAACUGGAUGCAGAAAGUAUCAACCCAGGAAUGCAAAUGUUUGAGAAGCGCAUCUCCGGUAUGUUCUUGGGUGAGCUUCUGCGCUUGACCUUGGUUUCCAUGAUCAAGGAUCCCGCCGUCCCCUUGUUCAGCGACGACAACUCUUCCCAGAAUGAUUACCGGUCCACAGCAUCCGUUGAAGCGAAUGCUCCACUGCACAUCAAGAACGCGGUGGAUAGUAGUAUUCUAUCCUUCUCCGAGGCAGACCACAGUGAUGGACUCCGUGCUGUGCGGCAGGCCAUCUACAUGAACCUGGGGGUGUCAGCAGCCAGCGUGGAGGAUGCUCAGGCCGUCAAGGAAAUCUCCCACGCCAUUGGACUUCGUGCUGCGCGCCUCGCGGCUGCGGCCAUCGGCGCAAUCGUGAUCCACACCGGUCGCCUGAACACCGGACCACCCACGAAGCCCGUACCGACCGCCGCCUCCAUCAUCAGCGACGUCAAGAACCUCAAGCUUGCCGACGCCGCAUCCGCCACCGCCAGCAAGCUUGCCGACACAGCCGGUCUCACCGUCAACGAGGAUGAAAUUGUAGAUAUUGGUGUGGACGGUUCCCUCGUCGAGUUCUAUCCUGGCUUCAUGGACUCGAUGCGCGAGGCUCUCCGCUCCAUGCCUGAGAUCGGCGCUGCGGGGGAGCGCAAGAUCCGCAUCGGCAUCGCGCACGACGGGUCUGGUGUUGGGGCUGCACUCAUUGCAUUGGUGGCUGCCAAGAUGGAGUCGAAACAAGACUACAUGGGCGAGUUGAGAAAUCAGCUCGAUGGGCUGGUCGAGCAGGAGGAGGCCAUCGACGAUGAGGACUCGGCCUAG
Molecule: messenger RNA, 2232 nt
Organism: Drepanopeziza brunnea f. sp. 'multigermtubi' MB_m1
Lineage: Eukaryota; Fungi; Ascomycota; Leotiomycetes; Helotiales; Drepanopezizaceae
Source: RefSeq, a predicted model, not a curated record